AUGGCGGACUCGGUUGACCGCGUCUUCGUCCAUGCGCUCAACACCGUCAAGAAGAUCCCCAAGACCGGAGCGUCACGGCCGCCGCCUAGCGACCGACUCAGACUAUAUGGACUCUACAAGCAGGCCAUGGAGGGCGACGUGGACGGUGUCAUGGAGCGGCCGGCCAGCGGACCAGGUGUCGAGGCGGAUGAGCUGCAGCGGGAGAGAGACAAGUGGGACGCCUGGAGUGCUCAGCACGGUCUAUCCAGGACAGAGGCCAAGAAGCGGUAUAUUGAGGCUCUGAUAGACACAAUGCACCGCCAUGCCACCACACCGGACGCAAGAGAACUCGUCUCAGAACUCGAGUUCGUCUGGAACCAGAUCAAGAAUAACACCAGCAGUCCGUCAGUAUCCGACUCGUCACCAAAAGCCAGCCGCGUGGGCCUCACGAGAACAGCUUCAGAACCUGUAGCUCCAGUAACAGCAGUGGUGCCGGCGCCUGCACCACAAGUCACGCGCAAGUUUCAGCAGCCGACGAGCGGCACAGAAGGACCCAUGCGGAUCCUCAGCCCCAUGAGCGAGGACGAUGUGGUCGAGGCUCAAUACCGGCGUGAGCAUAUCGAAGAGGAGCCCGAUGAUGGCGAGUACGUCCGGAAAGGCGAUCGGUGGUCACGAAAGGUCGAGCGCGCCCUCGUCAGGAUGUCCGCGGAAGUCGCUGCAUUACGAGAACAGAUCACGACGAGCCGCGAAUGGCGGACGCAGAAGGAGAAGUCCUGGGGCGCCUGGCUGGCUUGGGCGCUGUGGCGGGUCACGAAGCACAUUGCAAUCGAUAUCAGCUUGCUCUGCUUGGUGCUGCUUUUCUUGCGCAGGCGGAAAGACCGGCGGAUCGAGGACCAGGUCAGGGCGUCCCUUACGGUGUUACGGGAAUAUGCACGAAAGGUGCUGCCAUCACGAUGA
Microdochium trichocladiopsis is the source of this 936-nucleotide messenger RNA. RefSeq names its product acyl CoA binding protein-domain-containing protein. Bases 1 to 936 code for a protein of 311 amino acids. Gene Ontology annotation, biological process: fatty acid metabolic process. Gene Ontology annotation, molecular function: fatty-acyl-CoA binding. NCBI's taxonomy places the organism in Eukaryota, Fungi, Ascomycota, Sordariomycetes, Xylariales, Microdochiaceae. The transcript is spliced from 3 exons. The record is from RefSeq and is a predicted model, not a curated record.